GUUUCAGGGGAAGUCAAGCCUCUCUACUGCUUCUUUUUAUAACCUUUAAGUUAAUUCAGAACCCAGAUAAGCCUUGAUCUGAGGAUGAUAUAACCACCGCAAGCAACAUGGGAACUUCUAGAGAAAACAAGAAGAAGACUUCAAAAAACAUGCUGUGAUGUCUCCCAGUGGAGACAGGGCACGAGGUGCAGGAAAGAGGAGGUGGCCUGAGCCAGGACGAUGAGGAUGCAAUGUUGAAGAAUAAGCUGGAGAAGAGAAGUAACCGGCACUAUGGAAAAAACCAAAACAAAGCAAGGAGAGAAUGAACAUAUGCCGGUGAAUAAUCCUUCCACGCAGAUUUACCAGUUGCAGGCCCUAGCCUCCGAACUCAAAACUGGUUUCACAGAAGCAAUGCAAGAACUGUCAAGAAUUCAACAUGGAGAAUAUGCUUUGGAAGAAAAGGUUAAGAGCUGCAGAUGUUCCAUGGAAGAAAAAGUUACUGAGAUGAAGAAUUCAUUAAACUAUUUCAAGGAAGAGCUGAGCAAUGCCAUGUCGAUGAUCCAAGCCAUCACUUCCAAACAAGAAGAAAUGCAACAGAAAAUCGAGCAGCUUCAACAGGAGAAGCGAAGAGAAUCUCGAAAAGUUAAAGCCAAGAAAACUCAAAAAGAAGAGCACAGCUCACAGGCCGGGCCUGCCCAAGCACAAGGAAGUCCUUUUCGUUCUAUCAAUAUCCCUGAGCCUGUUCUUCCAAGCGAAGACUUUACCAACCUUUUGCCUUCUCAGGCCUACGAGAAAGCCCAAGAGUCCAGAUCUGUUCAUGUAGGAGACAGUAAUGUAAAAGGAAUGAUGGGUCCUGGAGUGAACCCAACAACUCCAGAAGCAGAAGAAAACCUCAAGUCUUGCCUCUCGGCUGAUAUCCAGUCCAAGGGCCAUCUCCCAUCUGGCAUGUGGAGGCAGCCUAAGGAUGGUAAAGAAUGGGGUGAAGAAUACGUCACAAAAGACCACCCAGAUAAACUCAAGGAGGCUGGCCAGGGUAGACACAGCUCCUUGGAAAACGUUUUAUGUGAAACCUCCUUAGCUGCUAAAAGACAGACUGUGGCCCUGGAACUGCUUGAAUCUGAAAGAAAAUAUGUCAUUAACAUCUCUCUGAUCUUGAAGAUAAAAGCCACAUUCCAGGGGUCAGAUGGAAAGAGGAAUUCCAAAGAGAGAAGCCUCUUCCCUGGCUCUUUACGGUACCUCGUCCAGCAGCACCUGGAUCUGCUUCACGCACUGCAGGAAAGGGUCCUGAAGUGGCCACGCCAAGGCGUUCUUGGAGAUUUAUUCCUUAAGUUAACAAAUGACGAGAAUAAUUUCUUGGAUUAUUAUGUUGCCUACCUAAGGGACCUGCCUGAGUGCAUCUCAUUGGUUCAUGUUGUAGUCCUGAAAGAGGGUGAUGAAGAGAUUAAAUCUGACAUCUACACGUUGUUUUUUCACAUAGUCCAGCGCAUCCCUGAAUAUCUGAUACAUCUGCAGAACGUCCUGAAGUUCACAGAGCAGGAGCACCCUGACUAUUAUCUACUACUGGUGUGUGUCCAGCGCCUCCGAGUAUUUAUCUCACACUACACCCUGCUGUUUCAAUGCAAUGAAGAUUUGCUUAUUCAGAAACGGAAAAAGCUCAAGAAGUCAUCCAUGGCGAAGCUGUACAAAGGGCUGGCUUCCCAGUGUGCCAAUGCUGGGCAAGAUGCUUCCCCCACUGCAGGUCCUGAGGCUGUCCGUGACACUGGGAUCCACUCAGAAGAGUUGCUGCAACCCUACCCUUCUGCUCCCAGUUCUGGCCCUGCCGUCACACAUCUGAUGCCCCCAGUGAAGAAAAGCCAACAGCAGCAAAGCCUGAUGGAGAGCAUGCAGCCCGGGAAGCCCAGUGACUGGGAGCUGGAGGGCAGGAAGCACGAGCGGCCCGAGAGCCUUCUGGCACCGACGCAGUUCUGCGCGGCCGAGCAGGACGUGAAGGCGCUGGCCGGGCCCCUGCAGGCCAUCCCGGAGAUGGACUUCGAGCCCUCUCCGGCGGAGCCGCUGGGCAACGUGGAGCGCUCCCUGCGCGCCCCGGCCGAGCUCCUGCCCGAUGCCCGCGGCUUCGUGCCCGCGGCCUACGAAGAGUUCGAGUACGGCGGCGAGAUCUUCGCGCUGCCCGCGCCCUACGACGAGGAGCCGUUCCAGGCUCCGGCCCUCUUCGAGAACUGCUCGCCCGCCUCCUCCGAGUCCAGCCUGGACAUCUGCUUCCUGCGGCCCGUCAGCUUCGCCAUGGAGGCCGAGCGGCCGGAGCACCCGCUGCAGCCGCUGCCCAAGAGCGCUACGUCGCCGGCGGGCAGCAGCAGCGCCUACAAGCUGGAGGCGGCGGCGCAGGCGCACGGCAAGGCCAAGCCGCUGAGCCGCUCUCUCAAAGAGUUCCCGCGUGCGCCGCCAGCCGACGGCGUGGCCCCACGCCUCUACAGCACGCGCAGCAGCAGCGGCGGCCGCGCGCCCAUCAAGGCCGAGCGCGCCGCGCAGCCGCACGGCCCGGCCGCCGCCGCCGUCGCCGCCCGCGGCGCACCCAGGACCUUCUUCCCCCAACAGAGGUCCCAAAGCGAAAAACAGACCUAUUUGGAAGUAAGGAGGGAGAUGCAUUUAGAAGAUACUACCAGAUUCUGUCCCAAAGAAGAAAGAGAAAGUGAACAAACAUCUUUCAGCGAUCAAAAUCCCAGGCAAGACCAGAAGGGGGGCUUUCGCAGCUCCUUCCGCAAGCUCUUUAAAAAGAAAAAUGGGAACGCAACUGGUGAAGAUUUCUGUGGUCCUUGGGGCUGGUGGUGACAUCAAAGCUUUCCUAUUUUCAGGGACUUCUGACAUGAGAAAACUGGAGAAGGUGCAGAGCUGGAAUGGAUUACCCAAGUGGCUUAACCAAGAUAAAGGAAGAAUGCACCCUCGACUGGGGACUCAAAUGGACUGAUCUGAGUUGUUGACUAUUGAUUGGCUUUGGUCUCUUUUGUGGUGGUUGAGAUUAUAGUAUCUCUGCAAUCUGAUUACUGUACGAAUUUCUGCAUUCUACCAAAUGUAGCAUAUAUGUGUGGUUGGCUUCAAUAAAUCUUUCAUUUAAAAAUGAAAACAAGCAAGAGUUUGUAAUGUAAUGCCAAAUUCAGUGAAGGUCCUUGAUAACCUUGGUUGAGAACCAUGAUUUCCAUCCAUUUUAAUUUAAGAUCCUUGAUAAUUUGUGGAGUUGUUACUUCAUUGAAUCAAAAACAGGAUUUCUUGAAUUUUCUGAGCUUUUGUUCCCCUAUUAUGUUAUUACACAAUAUCUUACACUGACAUAUACAAUUGUCACAAUUGUCCCCAUAAAGCAUUAGAAAGAUAUUCUCUUUAUGUUCAAUGCAAAUCUUAGAUACACAUGUCCUAAGUCAUGAAAUUCAGGGGAGUAAAAAGUAUUCCAGUUCUAGGAAGCAACUGUUUUACAAAUGCAAAACAAUUGGGAUAGAUAAAAAUAUUUGAAAACAAUUAAAACCAAAUCAACCUGUACUUUAUCUGUGUGCUGAGAUUUUAGGUCCAGUGGAUCAGAAUACAGGGAAAAAACUAAUGAGAAUCCCUCAAUGGAUCCUUCACCCACCAAACAAGAUUUCUUCAGAAACCGACUUGCUCUUGCAAAUGACCUUGACCAAGGAACAGCUGUGUAAAACAUACUUAAAGUUGUAUUGUCAAGUGGUAAGAUGAGGAUAAAAAGCUUGUAUAUAUCUGUGUAGGAAUAUAUAUCUAUAUCUAUAUCUAUAUAUAUAUCAAUGUAUAAAUCCCUGAGGAAAACUAAUAUAAAUACUUACAUAUGAAACUAAACAUACAAGACAUUGAAGAGAUGAAGAUUAGUUUCUGGUUAAGAUCUGGCUUUUUGAACCUCAACACUGGGGAAAAGGGAAAUGAAGACUUUUCACAUCAUUACAGAAAAACACAAUAAAUUUGGAGGAAAAUAAAUGUUUGUAAGAAUGAAAA
Molecule: messenger RNA, 3966 nt
Organism: Pan troglodytes (chimpanzee)
Lineage: Eukaryota; Metazoa; Chordata; Mammalia; Primates; Hominidae
Gene: ARHGEF33
Product: Rho guanine nucleotide exchange factor 33
Exons: 19
Coding region: 271-2805 (844 amino acids)
Molecular function (GO): guanyl-nucleotide exchange factor activity
Source: RefSeq, a predicted model, not a curated record